CACAUAAGAUAUAAACUCUACAAAGAAAGGACCAAACUUGUCGUUUACUCUAUAUUUUGUGAAAGGUAAUCUUUACAAAGUCAGAAACGGCCUGUUUGGUAAUUAGUACACAUCGAAACGUCGCCGUGUCACGUCUCUUCCACAACUACCCCUAAAUCAUCUCACAUAAUUUUCCCCGGAACCCGAACGCCUAAUUGCGACCUCGCCGACGUUUCUCUCUCCUCUGUUUUCUUUUCCGCCAAGCAAAACCCUUUCAACAAUUUCACACAUAACACACAUACAUACAUAAACCCCAAUCAAUUCCAAGUCAUCGCCUCUUUAACGUCGCUGUCUUGUUAUCUUCGCGUUCUGCUUUCCAAAGUUCAACUUUGGGCCUUUUGUUCGUUUGCAGAAACGACGACUUAGUUAAGGAUCAAUUUGUAGAUUGAUCUUGUUCAUCGAUACCCAUCGGAAGUCGGUGAUUUAUGCUUGAGGCUAUAUAGUUCUUUUGUUGUGUAGUACUUGUUAGAGCUGUAAUUACUUUAUGGUAGGAUUAAGAAUUUGUCUAUCUCAAGCAAUGGAAGGGAAAUGGCCGCAUUAUGCGGAGCUGAAGCCAAUUUUAAGAAAUGGUAUGCUCUCAUACCUUCAAUCUGCUUAAUUUAAUGUUUUCCUUUGAUCAUCUUUUGGUUAUAAUAUUUGAGUAUAGUAAAUUGCUCUAGACUUUAGGUUGACUUGUGUAAAUACUACUACUACUACUACUACUACUACAACUACUAAGCGUGUAGAUAAAAUGGCAUCAAAAUGGGUUAAAGUAUCAGACAACAACACUGGUAGUCGAGUCAUUGUUACUUCAAAGAGGAAGCACUUAUUAUCUCAAAUAGCCAGAUCUAGCAACAGGGCUUUAGGUGUUGUGAGGCCUGGUUUUGCAUCAAUAUUGAACAAGAAUCUAAAGAGAAAGAGAGAAAAUAAUAAUAAUAGCUUCAAGUCCACAUGCUCCUCUUCCUCAAAAAUUUUACUAAAAAACUACUCAAAUUUUAUGAAAAGUGGACUCCCACAACGUGUCCUUUUCUCUGAAGGUGGUCAAUGGAAUGAUUUCUCCCAGGAUGUUAUUGACUUGGUUAAAGAACACUUCAUGGCAAAAACAACAGCAUUUGAAGUGAAGUUUAAUGGGCGUCAGCUAAUGUUAGAUGUUUUACAUAUGAAUGAAUUAGAUUUGAAAAACGGGGCACGAAAACCGAUAGCUUGGAUUGAUGAAAAAGGUAGCUGUUUUUUCCCUGACAAUUAUGAAAUUCAGAAAGAUAGUGAAAUUGAAAUAGACCCUGAAAUUAAGUUGCAUGUUGAGAUCGAACUAAACGAAAUAAGUAACAAUCGUUUGGAGGAAUGUGUGGAAGAGUCAAACGUUAAGAGGGUCAAAUUUGACCAGGAAGGUCAAACUAAAAACCAUCUAGAUGCAAAAGCUGACCAAUGUGUUGAGAAAAUACAGAUUGAUGAAGAAGAUGCUGCAUCCCCUACUUUGGAUCAAGAAACCGUGAGAAAUAUGUUUAUAAAAAGUCAAAGUCAAAGUCAAAGUCAAGGCUUGAAGGUUGAUAUAAUUGAAGUGAAGAAAUGUUGUGGUGGUAUUAUGGAAUCGAAGCUAGAUCUUUUCCAUGCACAGGCUGAAAUUACAAAAAAGGUUCGUGGAAACGCGAAUGUCAGAUACGGUUGGUUUGCAAGCCCCGUGGGGUCCACCUCCACCACCACCAAGGGGGUUUAUGGGCUAGGACAUGAUGGGCUAAAACUCGGAAGGUAUGGCUAUGGGGUCCACUUUACAGCUGUCGAUUCUGCCCACAACAGUGAAGAUAUUAUUUGUGAUGUUGACGAAAAAGGGGUAGAAAUACAAAUACAAUGCAUGGUUUUAUGCCGUGUAAUAUUGGGAAAUAUGGAAGUUGUUUUACCGGGGUCUAAACAAUUUUACCCGAGUGAUGAGUGCUUUGACUGUGGAGUUGAUAAUCUGGAAAAUCCAAAUCAUUUUGUUGUUUGGAAUAUGAAUAUGAAUACACAUAUCUAUCCGGAAUACACACUCACUUUUAAGAUGUCUCCUAGUCAUACUGCUCAAGCAGGGAAUCUGAUUAUAGAGCGAAGUAGGGUUGACAUGUCAAAGUUAACAACUCAACCUCCCCAUGGACCCUUAAUGAUAGAUUCCUCCCCACUUAAAUUGGGAAAGAAUGAAAUGCAAUUUCAAAGUGGGAAAGCAUCUCCUAUGUCUUUAGAAAAGGUGGGGAGUGUUGGAUCAAGCACCUCUAGGGCUCCUAAUUCCCCAUGGAUGCCAUUCUCAAAGCUUUUUGAAGCUAUUUCAGAUAAAGUAGCUCCAGCUGACAUGAAGCUAGUUCGUAUCUUGUAUGAUUCUCUUAGGGGAAAGAAAACGAGCCGUGAAGAGUUUAUUAAGAAGUUGAGAUCAAUAGUUGGGGAUGAGAUAUUAAGCUCCUUCCUCGCAUCAUAGUCGUAUUCUGGUAAAAGGCAACAGAAGUAAAAUAAGUGAGUGAGGGGAAUUUAAGGUGGUGGCGAAAAUCUUGAUCUCUUUUGUGAGGUUUCAACUUUGAAAAUAUGGGUUUGGAUUUGUGUAGUUAGAUUGGUAUUUACUAUUUUUUGAAAUUUAUUUUUGGUUUAAACUUUUUAGAAUGUUAGGUUAUAAUUUUUGAUGUUCUAUAAGAAUAUACAUAUAUAACUCCCUCCUUUUUUAGGUACAUUACAUUAAAUGUGCCAUCGAGUAUAAGCUUUGUAUCUCUUCAGCUAUUAUGCUUCAAACAUUAAACUGGUGAUAUGGAUUGAAAAUGUAAUGUUGCCAAAUAUUGUGGGAUACGAUUUUAAAUCACACAUUUACACUAGAAAAUUCUAUGGUCUGUUGAUAUGAUUAUUAACCAUAUGUAGUUCCUACUUGUGCUGCAAAUAUCUGUUUCACAUUCGUUUGUUAUUGUUGUUCCAUGUUGAAAAAAUCCAAUGAAAUCGUUUCUAAGUAUAAUAAUAUGUUUUGCUAAAA
Messenger RNA from Lactuca saligna, 2995 nucleotides. Lineage: Eukaryota; Viridiplantae; Streptophyta; Magnoliopsida; Asterales; Asteraceae. The record is from the annotation of a GenBank genome assembly.